AUGCUGAAGGAACGUUUUGGGGAUUGGAAAACGUCUUUCUGGUACAUUCCGCGGGUGUUGGAACACUUCAAAGAGAUUGACGCUGAUUCAACGCUCGACCUGGUGACAAAGGAUCACGCUUUCUUCCGGGCUUUAGUCGCCCCAUCCGUGUCAAGAACUGCUCUAAGCUGGCACUUGGAGCAGAAUGUGCUCAAGUUUGGCCCCAACGCCUCCGAACUCUUCAAGAAGCUCGCCAACUGCCGCACCAAGCGGAAGUUUGGCAAACUCGUGAGGAGAUGCCAGGCCGAAUGUGCAGCAAUGGCUAACUAUCUCUUUGGGGUCGAGGAGGCCAGUGCGCAGCAGAGCCGAGGCGGACGCGGGGCCAACCAGCGUGCACGGGAACCAGAGACGGGGGAUGGGUUAACAAGUCGCACGGGUGCUGCAAGAAGAGCGAGAAUGGAAAGGAUGGAAGUGCGGCGGCAAAAGAGGAGUGGUCGCAGAGGAGAGCAGCAGGCACCAUCACAGCAGGAACCUUCUCAGCAGGCAACAUCUCAGCAACGACCAUCACAGCAACCGGUGACACAACCACCAGCAUCUUUGCAGGGACGAGACAUGCAUCCUCAAUCGGCGGCUGUAGACAACAUGCAACCACUUGAUCGUGAGACAGCAACCACAUCCGCGCACCCUUCUUUGGCAGGCGAGAAUGAGAGACACAAUGCUGCAACCACGUCCGACAGUGAGGCGGAGGCAGAUACCACAGAUGAAGUAUUCAAGGAGCACUUUGACGUGGAGGAUGGGAGUCAAAUCAGCUGUGGGGAGGACUCGGAGUGUGAUGAGGCAGGGGACGGUGGAACUGGUGAACAGGCAGGUGUGGAAGACAAGGAUAGGGUCAAUGCUGGCACACACGACAGCAUGGGAGGGGCACAUGGAGAGGGUCCUGUGGCCGCGGGUGCGAGGAGUAACAGUGCGAAAGUGGGGGUGCGUGCUGAGGGUGCUGGAGGCUUGCUGGGUGCUGGCGAGGCCGUGGGUGCUGGCGAGGCCGUGGGUGCUGGCGAGGCCGUGGGUGCUGGCGAGGCCGUGGGUGCUGGCGAUGCCGUGGGUGCUGGCGAGGCCGUGGGGACUGGGCAUGGGUUGACAGCCUCGAACGCCGAUGUAGAUUUGGUGUCAGCAUACAGCGCAGGGACAGAGACGACGAGUCGCAAUAACGCGCGUGGUAGAGCUCCUAGCUCAGUACACCGACAUCCUGGAAGCCGCAACAGCCUAUGCCGCAGCCGCUCACAUCUGCCGACCGUCCCUCUCCGGCUCAAAGAUGGUGGAGUUGAACGAGGAGGACAGGAGGUGCUUGGAGGGGUUGAUGUCGAAAGGGGUUAA
This is a messenger RNA of Closterium sp. Yama58-4, 1350 nucleotides long. NCBI's taxonomy places the organism in Eukaryota, Viridiplantae, Streptophyta, Zygnematophyceae, Desmidiales, Closteriaceae. The record is from the annotation of a GenBank genome assembly.